AUGACCACAAUCGAACUUGCUCAAAAGGCAACAAUUGUCGCAAAUUCUUUGAGAAUGGUCGACACGUCAUUUAACGACUUCUCUUUAGCACUCGAAGGCUCAACAUCAAAACUUCCUUUUAACGAUACUCCUGCGUCUUUUCUCUCAUUAGUUGAUUUGUGCCAGUCUGUUAAUACCGCGAUGCGCAACACUCUUUCCGUUUACCACGAGGCCUUUCGAGCGCUGAGUGACAGCCUUAAGAAACCCUGGGAGUGGAAGGAGGAAUUCAGCAGUCACACACUAAUAAAAUCCGAACAGAUGCAACAAGUAUUUAACGUGCACACUUACACCUGUCUCACGAAGUACAUCACAUCCCUCAAAAACAAUCAACAGGGUGAGUUGCGAGCAGCGCUGGAUGAAAGUUUGGUGAAGCCGUUCACAUUUGUUUCAGACCGGUUAGUCUCGGAGAGAGUCAAACAAUUGCAACGCGAUUAUAAUCAGCCCGUAGAUACUAUUUUAAAGCUCGAGGGGAAGCCUAAGAUGUUUCUACCUGAAGGAAUAGAACGAUUGAUGUACCAAGUCUAUUUCUCGACGGAAAGUAUGGAAGGAGUUUUUAGACAAUGUGCGGGGAAGAGUGAGAUGGAACAAUACUUUAAAUACAUUGGAGUCGUAGACUUUGAUCUGAUAGAUGGAGUUUUAGCUUGUGCAUUAAUUAAGAAAUAUAUUCGAGAAAUUAGUGAGCCUAUAUGGCCAGUCGAGUUGUAUGACCAAUUAAUUAAUAUCACUGAAAAUUUCGGAGGAAAUUUGGCAAUGUGGAAAAUGAAGUUUAGAGGAAUGUAUAAUACCGUGCCAGACCAAAACAAAACGUUUUUGGAAUAUUUCGUUCCACUUUGCUUGAAAAUAGUCGAACACAAAACAAGUAAAAUGAAUGUUAAUAAUUUGGCAAUUUGUGUGGGUCCGGCAGUGAUUAGAAAAAGUGCCAUGACUGAGGGAAUGUUCUCUCAAUAUGUAUUUUUGGCUUUUACUAAUAUACUGACCGCUGCUUUAGAUAUCUUUCCCCAAAUACAACUCAAAUUUAUUGACUCAAGAAUUAAAGAAGUGUGUUCACCUUCAUCUUUAUACAUCGACACAUUCGGAAAGAAAGUUUCAAAGAAUAAAAGAGGAGCAAAAACCCCAACAGUAAUGAGAAAAUUGUUUAGUGAUAAAGGACUCAGUCAGGCGAAACAUAGAAGAUCAGUGUCGUCUUUAGCUGCAGAAAGUAUCUCAAAACAACUCAUACCAAAAAUGUAG
This is a messenger RNA of Entamoeba invadens IP1, 1269 nucleotides long. RefSeq lists its product as hypothetical. Gene Ontology annotation, molecular function: GTPase activator activity. Gene Ontology annotation, cellular component: cytoplasm. The transcript has 3 exons. The record is from RefSeq and is a predicted model, not a curated record. Lineage: Eukaryota; Evosea; Mastigamoebida; Endamoebidae. The coding region runs from base 1 to 1269 and encodes 422 amino acids. Gene Ontology annotation, biological process: small GTPase-mediated signal transduction.